AUGGCCAUCAUCCAGCAACUGUGGGCCAAGGCGGGCACGGGCUACACCGGCAAGACUGACGGCUCGCCGCUUACUUUCGGGGGUCUCCUGACGGUGGCGUCGAAUGCCGCGAUGUGCAACGCGGUGGUGGCGAAGGUGGGCGCGAUUGGGUACGCGCACGUGAGCGCGUGCGCGGCGCAGGUGAAGAAGUUCAACACCAAGAUCGCCGAGGUGGCUCUCAAGAACGCGCUCGGGCCGGCGCUCACGUCCAAGACCUGGGUCGCGACGAACGCGCUCAACGGCGCUACCCGCCCCGCGCCAGACGCUUCGUGGGACCAGGUGAAUCUGAUCUGGAAGUCGAUCGCCAAGGCGCCCGCCGCUGUCUCCAUGCAGUAUGUGUUUGUGAAGAAGGUUCUGCCCAAGAAUGGCGGCGCCGUCGCGAAGCAGUUUCUCGUGAGCUCGCUCGCCAAGUUCAAGGGCUCGGCUGUCGCGAAUGGGUUCAACUUUGUGCCGCCCUCUUGGUUCAACCCGUCCGCUAACGCUGUCAAGGCCGUCACCCUUCCGCGCCACAUCCAGUUUUCCUUCCUCUAUGCUCUUGCUUUCCUCCCCCUGCACCAAUCAUGGUUCCCCUACCCUCCACAAAAUCUCUUCCACUCUCCCACCCACGCGCUUGUGAACCCAUCACCCUCCUCCCUUUCACGGCACCCACUUCCACCCAUCCGUCGAUUUGGAGGACGACUGAAAAGAGAGGGGCGACUGCAUGCGUGA
This is a messenger RNA of Closterium sp. NIES-65, 747 nucleotides long. Lineage: Eukaryota; Viridiplantae; Streptophyta; Zygnematophyceae; Desmidiales; Closteriaceae. The record is from the annotation of a GenBank genome assembly.